UGUAGCAUCUGCUGUCCAGCACUUCAGCACUGUACGGUCUCUUCUGCUCUUGUUUGAUGCUCACGCGCUUACAUCUCCUCCUCCUCCUCCACCCAGAGCCUGAGCAGAGACAGCCGCCUCCCCUGCACGCACGGCAUUUCCCAGCGCUUACACAGUAACACAGAGAGAAGAGCUGAGCAGCUGCAAGAUACUGAAUUAUGUGCACCAGGGUAACAGCUGAAGGAAUGGACUGACUUCCCUAUUUAAACUGAAAUCUGUAAAUCAACUUCUGACAGAAACCGUGGAGCAGGGACAUAACGGAAGGUGUUGCAAUGGCUGUGUGCAACAAUGGUACUAGGAUGCCUUCUCCACAAGAAACCACCAAUGGGUUCUCCCAACCCUGUGCUUCUGGUACUUGGCAUAAGGCUGAAGAGGAGUCAAGAACAACAGAGCCCAAUCUUGUGAAGAAAGCCCAUCGUGAAAUCUUGGAUCAUGAGCGAAAGAGACGUGUGGAGCUCAAGUGUAUGGAGCUACAGGAGAUGAUGGAGGAGCAGGGGUAUUCUGAAGAAGAAAUUCAUCAGAAGGUGGGAACCUUUCGCCAAAUGCUUAUGGAAAAAGAGGGAGUCCUAACCAGAGAGGACCAACAUGGGCGUCAGAUAGUUAUUGAAAACCAUUAUAUGGUUCCUGGAGAAGAGAGUGCCACAGAGUAUUCAAUGUAUGGAGAAGGCUACACCCUGGAAUGUGAGUGUCACAGCGAUUGGUACCGGGAUGACAGCAGCCACAGAGACUACAGGACAAAAAGAAGGCUAAGUAGCCCAGCGUCACCUCCACCAAAGAAGAGAAAGAAGAAGAAAUCUAGCCACAAAAGGAGUCGCUGUGAUAGCUCAUCACAGGUGCGGAAAGAGAAGAAAAAGAAGAGUAGUAAAAAGCACAAAAGGGACAGGUCAAAUUCGGGGUCAAGAAAGAAGAGAAGGCACAGAUCAAGGAGCCCCAGGAACAAAAAGAAAGAUAAAAUUAAAGACAGAAAGAGAUCUCACAGUGGGUCAACAACACGCAGAACCCACAGACACAGCAGCUGCAGUUCCCAUAGUGCAUCCCCUUCAUCUGACUACAGCACCUCCAAGUCACCAAAGAGACAAAGCCCCAAGCACAGGCAAGAUGGCCGGAAACCUUCUAACCAGAGAUCCAGUCGUAGCCUGUCCUCGUCAUGCAGUGGCCACAGUCGAUCUGCUACAACCCACCAGAAUGGACAUAAGAGUGGCAAUCACAAUGGUCACCACAGUGAUGGCAUCGGAAAUAUUCAAGAGAAGCAUUUGGAUCGGUUCAAUACAAUGUCUCCAUCUUCAAGGAUUCAUGUAAAAGUCGAGAUGUCACCCAGCCAAUUUAAGGGCAAAAAUAGGCAUGACAUCAGAAGCCCAAGAUCUGUUUCAUCAAGCAAAGGUGAUAGAUGUUCAUCGGAAGAAAAACACCAUCAUCGAUCCAAGUCUGCAUCAUCAGAGAGGCACCACCAUCGAUCUAGAGCUAGAAACAGAUCUUAUAAGACAUGUCCUGCCAACUCAGGAAGCCAUACUGGCUAUAGCAGUGACUCUGAGGAAUCAGUAUUAUCCCACACAGUGGGGAUGGACAAAAAUCAUGGUGCGCCUUUGAAAAAGAAAAGAGUUAGACGUGGUAGGCAAAACAGCUGUUCUGAAUUUUCAUUGAAACAACCAAGACAAAACUCAGACAGAAAGAAAAGUCCAGCAAGAAGUACUGGUAAUAGAGGGAGCUCCUGGAGUUCAAGCUGCUCCCCAUCCCGUUCGAGAUCACGUGAGAAGAGGUCAGUAAGAAGCAGAUCCCGAUCGGCGUCCCAAAAGAAGACUGCCAACAGGGAAAAAGAAAGUGACACCAAAGCACGACAUAAUGAUACAGAGGCAGCCCGGCCACGUCGUCGAUCCAGAAGUUACUCACCAAUCCGAAAAAGACGUAGAGAUUCUCCGAGUUUUAUGGAAGCCAGAAGAAUUACAAGUGCUCGAAAGCGCCCAAUUCCUUACUACCGUCCAAGUCCCUCUUCUUCCGGCUCCCUGAGCAGCUACUCCCACAGUCGUAGCCGAAGCAGAAGUUAUGACAGCUACAGCAGCUACAGUCGCAGUCGGACUCAGAGCCGCACCCCCAGCCACAGUCGAAGCCCCAGCUACAGAAGCAGUUCAGAGAGUGCUGGAUUUUAAGCUGCUGUACAUUUUAACCCACCCUCGAAAUAAUCACAUUUGCUUCCUAAAGUAGGUUGUGUUUUAGCUCAAGAGGAAUCUGAAGGAUGGUGUCAUAAUUAGGUUGAUAUAUUUGUAUGUAUAGAAAGAAAAUCAUAAACUUGAGCAUCGACAAAAUCACUUUAAUAUAAGACUUCAGUUUAUGAAGUUUAACAUCUAAAGAGAAAUGUACUUUUCAAACUAUCCUCUCUGUAAUAUAUAUUUCACAUAUUAUUUGUACAGUCAUCCAAGAGUUCAUUGGCUGUAAGCACAGCAUCCGGAUUUUUAUCUUCUUCUAGCAUAAAGCAGCUUCAUUAUUUUCCCUUCUCACAAAUACUAAGAACAGAAUCCAUUACAGUAUCUCAAAAAGUUUCUUAAUUCAUUUGAAUUCCCAACAGACUCUUCAUGGCCCUAAAAUCUAUAUAAAGC
Molecule: messenger RNA, 2630 nt
Organism: Xenopus laevis (African clawed frog)
Lineage: Eukaryota; Metazoa; Chordata; Amphibia; Anura; Pipidae
Gene: srrm3.S
Product: serine/arginine repetitive matrix 3 S homeolog
Exons: 15
Coding region: 312-2183 (623 amino acids)
Molecular function (GO): mRNA binding
Source: RefSeq, a predicted model, not a curated record